Molecule: messenger RNA, 573 nt
Organism: Microthlaspi erraticum
Lineage: Eukaryota; Viridiplantae; Streptophyta; Magnoliopsida; Brassicales; Brassicaceae
Source: the annotation of a GenBank genome assembly
AUGUUGAUGUGCUCGUGGGUUUACGCUUCUGUUCUGGUGGCCAUAUGUUCUGGAAGGCGGAAUCUGCUCAUGUACAACUUCCUGAGAUCUGGACUGAGAGUUAUGGACGCCCAUAGCUUCGACACGCAACUGAACCUCACGAUUGACUUUGCUGGUACUCUCGAGAGGAUCUCCAUAAUUAUCUUUCGUCUUUCAGGAUCAUUCCAGAUGGAAUCCGAAUCUUCUCCUCUUCUAAUCAUGUUGAGUUUGGAACUUCGAAGAUCAGGGGAGAAGAGACGCGGGCAAGGCCGGGGUCUGCUCAGGUACAUGUCGGUGAAAUAUGGACUGCCAAUCAUGGACUGCCAUAGCUUCGACACGCAACGGAACCUCACGACUGACUUGGCUGGUAAUCUCGAGAGGAUCUCCAUAAUUAUCUUUCGUCUUUCAGGAUCAUUCCAGAUGGAAUCUGAAUCUGAAUCUUCUCCUCCUCUAAUCAUGUUGAGUUUGGAACUUCGAAGAUGGUGUGUUUGUUGGUGGUUCCAAGCUUGGAUAAAUACUAGAGGGCAUAGGCUCUUAUGGUCUAUGGUUUUAUAG